UCCCGUCGCCGCCGGCAGCCAACUACCCACUCCUCUUCCACCUCGGGAUCCCUCCCGAUCCUUCUCCACCCAACCAGCGCCUCUCCUGGUCUCCUCCUCGUUUUCCCCUCCUCUGCUCGUUCGUCCCCGAGCAUCUCGCUCCACUAGCAGGCCAGCGCCUCCACCGUCGCCGGCAACCGCGUCACCAUGACCCCCGCGGCCUCAAGCCCCUCGUGCCGAGCAACCCUCCUGGUCGCCUCCCUCCUCCCGUGCUUCGAUACAGGGUGGAUCGGAACCAGUGCCCGAGCCCUCCUCUACCUCUCCUCGAGCUCGGCCGCCUCAACGUCGUUUUCCCCUUCGCCUCACAUCUCUCUCUCUCUUUCUAAAUCGCAGCAACAUGAGCCUCGCCAUGAACGCCCGUCGCCGGACGUCUCCGCAGCCGUUCCUCGCCAAAUCCCACGUCGCCUUGAACGGAGGCCACCUCGUGCCGCCGGUCGCCUCCCCAUGCCAAAUCCGGAGCGCCCAGUCCUCUGUCUCCACGUUGGCUCCGUCGCCUCGUCAAGUUCCUGGAGCUGCUGCUGCUCCCUGCAUCGCCCCGCGCUCGCUGCCGCCUUCAGCCACCCGAGGUCCUCCUCCUCGCCGCCGCUGCUCCGGCGAGCACCACCAGGACGCCGCCGCCAUGGCCUCAGCUCUCCGCCCGCCUCCGCCCACGUCCUCGACUGGAUCCACCGGCCGCGCCAAGUCCCGCAGCCGCUGACGUCGCCGCGUCUUCUUCCCCUGCGCUGCUCGAGAGAGAGAGCCGCACCCAAGCCCCGUGCUGCACCUCUGCUUCGUUCGAGCAGAGGAUGACGCCUCCUUGUCCGCUUCGCCUUGGCCUGCCUCCUCGUUGCGGGCCUCUACACCGAACGGCCCAAGGCCACUAGGUAAGCAGACCCAGAUCCAGCGCUCACUAGUCAGGCCCAGUUCCAGCAGAUUCGGCCCGACUAAUGUUUUUUCCCUCUGGGUGAUUUUAGCUAUUUAUCCAGAGAACGCCUGUUUUGCAGAAGAGCCCUCAUGCCUCAUACAUUUAAUAUCUCACAAACCGUGCAUCAUAUGUAAAUAAUUUAAAUAUGUAAAAUGCUUCGAAUUUCAUCUAGUUUCAUAAUAUUCAACGUUCAUCCGUGAUUAAAAUGUUUAAAAUGUUGUUUGCAUUUAAUUUGCAUUAAUAAUAUGUUAACAUGGUUUAUUUCAUAUCUAAUUAACCGUAGCUCCGAAUUAAAUAAACUUUAUAUGUAAAUGGGGUAAAAAAAUGCAUAGAUUAACAUGGUGCACGUUAUUUUCCUGUUUAACAACUCUAAAAUAUGGCUUAGGGCAGAACAGUAGCAAAUUCGGAAUAUGCAUAUGGGGAUUUUUCGGAAUUGUUGUUUGUGU
Molecule: messenger RNA, 1389 nt
Organism: Triticum aestivum (bread wheat)
Lineage: Eukaryota; Viridiplantae; Streptophyta; Magnoliopsida; Poales; Poaceae
Exons: 2
Coding region: 377-736 (119 amino acids)
Source: RefSeq, a predicted model, not a curated record